AUUAUAUAGUCAAAGGUCUGUGGUGUGAACAGAGUAUAGGUUAAGUAACUCGCUGUAGCGUUGAAGUAACUAGUUGAGAUCUCUUUCCUUAUAAAAAGAAAUUAAUUUAUUUUAUUUAUCGCCUGGGCCCAGAUAGACGUGCAUGUAUAUAAAAUAAUUUCUGUUUCGUGAGCAACUAUCCUACAGAUAUGGACGACAAACUUCGGCAGAUGGAAGAUGAGAUGAAUAGAUUUGAAGCUGAAAUUGGAGGGCAGCUUGUAACGCCAAUUGUAAGACCAGUGAUUGGUGCAAACACAUAUAAUCAGGUCGCUAGGCAAUUGGAACAACAUGAACUCACUACGCCAGUAGUUGCAGCAGCUGCGGCAGCGACAUUAGCGUUUCCUCCGAUGAUUGGGUUUCCACCACCGCCACCACCUCCGCCUCCACCUCCGCCACCACCGAUGUUAAUUCCUCAGCAAGUUACACGACAAGGUUCAGUUCCUAUUACGACGUACUCCUCGCCUGCACAAAUAAGCAAUCCAUACAUGUCAAAUAUGGUAGAUCCAUGUUUAAGUGCAACGCCAAAAACAUACGACUCUACAUCAACUUCAAUGAUCCAUCCAGAAAUUAUCGAGCAAAUUAUUAACACAAAAAUCCCUGAGGACGAGGGUAAGAAGAAGCCAAAAAUUAAAGGUGUUAGCACAGCGGCUGAAUUGGCUAUCAGCCAAGGAAAAGCAAGCUCCAUUAUGGCUAACGCUAGUGCAGAAGAGAGUCAUCCAAAGGGAAAAGGGAAGAAAAAUAAGAAGAUAAUAAGGACAGCCGGUGGACAAACCUGGGAGGAUCCUUCCUUAUUAGAAUGGGACGAUGAUGAUUUUAGAAUAUUUUGCGGAGAUCUGGGGAACGAUGUCACUGACGAGAUGCUAGUGAGGGUAUUCGGAAAGUAUCCUAGCUUUCAAAAGGCAAAAGUAGUCAGAGAUAAACGGACAAAUAAAACCAAAGGCUUCGGAUUUGUGUCCUUUAAAGAUCCACAGGAUUUCAUCAAGGCAAUGAAGGAAAUGAAUGGUCGGUAUGUAGGAUCGCGUCCCAUAAAACUUCGGAAGAGCUCCUGGAAACAAAGGAAUCUGGAGUCUGUACGCAAGAAGGAGAAGGAAAAGCAAGCGUUGAUUGGUUUGCUUACCGGCCGAUGACGAGAUAAAAAUUCCUUUUAUGCUUCGAUUAUUCAUCAAUAAAAUUAUAAAUAAUCAACGAUCGCCUCGAUAUUGGAACGAAGAAACAUGUCGGAUACAUCAUCGUGAAUGACGGCAACAAUAUUCAAUUUCAUCGUCGACUGUUUGGAAGAAUAUACAUGCCAAUAAAAUAAUAAUUAUAAAUUUGUUA
Wasmannia auropunctata (little fire ant) is the source of this 1356-nucleotide messenger RNA. RefSeq names its product RNA-binding protein 42. NCBI's taxonomy places the organism in Eukaryota, Metazoa, Arthropoda, Insecta, Hymenoptera, Formicidae. The transcript is spliced from 5 exons. The record is from RefSeq and is a predicted model, not a curated record. The coding region runs from base 189 to 1166 and encodes 325 amino acids. Gene Ontology annotation, molecular function: mRNA binding.